Alexandromys fortis (reed vole) is the source of this 5430-nucleotide messenger RNA. It is a transcript of the gene Ehbp1l1, whose product is annotated as EH domain binding protein 1 like 1. Gene Ontology annotation, biological process: actin cytoskeleton organization. Bases 16 to 5109 code for a protein of 1697 amino acids. Gene Ontology annotation, molecular function: protein binding. Gene Ontology annotation, cellular component: filamentous actin; microtubule organizing center. Lineage: Eukaryota; Metazoa; Chordata; Mammalia; Rodentia; Cricetidae. The transcript is spliced from 16 exons. The record is from RefSeq and is a predicted model, not a curated record.
UAGGGAUGGCUGGAGAUGCAACUCAGCUGUAGAGCACUGAGGUUUGGGGUGCAAUCCAGUACCGCAUAUACACACUCAGAGAAGCCAAAGUGCAUCCCAGGUGGGCCCAGCAGGUGUGAUACCCCCUCCCAGGCAGUACAGAGUGCUCUCCUGGCAUUGCCCUCCUUGAAACCCUGUGCUCACCAGUGUUCCCCUCUCCAGGACCCUCACGUGGACCAGUAUGAAGCCAAAGAGUGGACGUUUAUUAUUGAAAAUGAGUCCAAGGGACAGAGAAAGGUGCUGGCCACAGCUGAUGUGGAUCUGGCUCGCCAUGCCGGGCCUGUGCCUGCGCAGGUUCCGCUUCGACUGCGACUCAAGCCCAAAUCUGUGAAGGUGGUGCACGCUGAGCUGAGCCUCACCCUUUCUGGGGUGCUGCUGCGUGAGGGCCGUGCCACGGAUGAUGACAUGCAGAGUCUGGCCAGUCUCAUGAGUGUGAAGCCUAGUGACGUGGGCAACUUGGAUGACUUCGCUGAGAGUGAUGAGGAUGAAGCCCAUGGCCCUGGGGCUCCUGAGGUCCGGGCACGAGGCCCCCAGUCAGAUCUCUCACGAGAGCUGAAGACGCUCUGUGAAGAUGAGGAAAGUCACACACGGCCCCAGCAGGCAGCUGCCAGAUCCUCUAGUGCUGAAGAUACCAACCCUGCCCCUGUGAGUGCCCCUGCGCCCCCGGCCAGGGCCUCCCGGGGCCAGGGGUUAGAACCAGCUGCUACAGCCGGGGGCCAGGUGGGGCCUGAAACCCCAAGGCCCCCACAGUCCCCACCAGAGACAAGGUCCACCAGGCAGCCAGGCCAGGACAUGGUCCCCACCCCAGCCCCUCGGCUCCAGAAAGGCUCUGAUGUAUCCCGGUCCCCAGUACCCUACACGGGGGAUGAGGGUCCUCCAACAGGAAUGGGUUCUUCUGGGGAGACCCAGGCCCAGAUAAGCUCUCAGGAAGGGACAGAGGCCCAUGGAACCAAGCCAGAGCCAGACAUUGAGGGCAGAGACUUUAGAGAUGCUUCAGGAGGAGAAAGAUCCGAAGUUGAAGAGGGGGACGCUGGGGACAGGGCAGAGGCUAGUGGGGCAGGAAACACAGAGAAGAACACUAAGGAGCCAUGCAUCACAGCUGGAGAGGCUGAAGAGAGUUCAAAACUCCAUCAAGUAGAUGCUGAGCAGACGGCAAAGGUACACCAUAUAGCCAUGGAGGGACCAGAGGAUGCAGUACUGGGGCCCAAGACAAGACUCAGGGAAAUUCCUGAGGCUCCUCCUAGGAGUGCUCAGAAGAGGAUGGGUGUAAGGACCCAGGAAGAGGCUUCCAGUGACCCGAACCAAGCUCCAGCUGAGCCUGAAAGACAUCUAGGGCUCCUCAGUGGUGCCAGGCCUGCAGAACAGGAGAGAGAAAGCCCAGAGGUUAGGAGUGGAGCCCCUGUUAUUGGGAGGACAGGCCUGGAGCAGGAUCCCUCUGCUGGAGCAGCAAGCGCUGGGCCCCAGGGCAGCAGCUCUCAGGAAGUCCUGCCAGUGGACCAGAAGGUAGGAUCUGGAGAUAUGGGGGCCCAGGAGGCAGAAGCUGGAGAGCCAAGGGUUCUGGAAACAGAGGCUGAAGGGGUGCCUUGGAAGGUUAUAGGGACACCAAUUACAGAUGCUGGGAGACCUGAGUCCCCAGAAAUAGAGACUGGUACAGCAGAAUCUGAAACACUGGAGGCCCAAGAGUCAGAAGCAGCAAGAUCAGAGGUCCUGGAGCCACAGGCUACCCGAACAGCACAGUCUGAGGUACUGAGGAUCCAGGAUAAAGAAAUUGGGGUUCUGGGGAUGCUGAGGACAGGGACUGAGAAAAGGGAGUCUAAGGAAUUUGGGAUCCAGAAAACAGUUGGGGGUCCUACAGUUCCAGGUAUCAAGACAGUGACAGCAGAAGCGAAGAUAUUGAAAGCCCAGGAGGUAGCAGAUGGGGGAGCUGGCAUGCUGAAGACAGAGGCUGAGAUACUGGGAACCCCAAAGACAGAGGCUGGGGAGGCAGAAGCUAGAAUAUUGGAGACUCAGAAGGUAGCAGCCAGAGGUUCAGAGGUUCCAAAGGUGGAGGCAGAGAUGGCAAAGGCUGAUAUAUUAGGAAUGCAGGAGACAGAGGUGGGGGCUUGGAGUAUUCCAAGGAUAGAGACUGAAACAGCAGUAACUGAGAUAUUGGGGACCCACAAGAUAACAUUUGAGGAUUCAGGGCCCCCACAAAUACAUUCUAGAAGAAAAGAGACCCAGGAGAUAGAGGUGGGAGGUUUGGGUGUUUCAGUGAUAGGGGCAGCAGAAGAUGGCAUAUCGGGGGCCCAGGAGAUAUCCACAGGUCAUGAAGGACUCUGGGUCGAAGCUGAGAAACCAGAAACCGAGAUGGAAGGGUCCCUGGAGGCAGAGGAGGAAGGCUUAGGGGUUUUGGAGGUAGACACUGGGCCAGCGGAAGCCAAGAUCUUAGAGGCUCCAGAGAUAGCAGCUGGGGUUUUGGGGGUUCUGGGAAUAGGAAUCAAGGGAGCCAGGGUCUUAGAAAUGGAGGCUGACUCUUCAGAAGUCCCAGAGACAGAAGCCAGAGAGCUAUCUGGGGGUUCUGUGGCACUGAGAACAGUGGCUGGGACAACAGAAUCUAAGAUGUUAGAGGCCCAGAAGACUGAAGUGGGGGGCUCUGGCAUUUCACAGGUAGAGGUUGGAGGGGCAGAGGCUGAAAUACUGGGGACCCAGGAAAUAGCAUCUGGUGGUUUAGGAGUUCCAAGGACAGAAGCUAAGAUGGACGAGUCUGAGUUCUUGGUGGCCCAGGAGACAGAAGAGAUUUGGGAGAUCCCAGAGGUAGAGACAGAAGCAGUGGAUACUGAGUUAUUUGGGACCCAGAAGGCAGAAAUAGAAGGUUUGGAGACCCCAGAGUUAGAAGCUGAGACAGUAAAAUCUGAGAUUCUGGAGUCCCCAGAGACAGAAGUGAGGGAAUCAGGGCUCCUGGGAACAGAGAGUGAGGUAGCAGAAGCUGGGAUGCUAGAAACUGGGAAGACAGAAGCAAGGGAUUCUGGGAUCUCCAGGCCAGAGGCUGGAACAAUAGAGGCUGAGGUACUGAGGGCCCAGAGAGCAGAAACUGUAGUUUGGGGAUCUGAGGAAGCAAAGACUGAUACUUUGGAGGUCUGGGAGCCUGGAGCUUGGGGAGCCCUCAAGUGUGAGGCUUUAAGCAUUGCAGUGAGUAGGCCAAGAGUUUCUGGGGCCGAAGACAUAGCACCAGAAGCCUCCAGGGUACAGGAGACAGAAAGCAAAUUUUUGGGGCUGGUAGAGGCCAAGUCUUGGACUUUGGGGCCCCAGGAAGCAGAGAGGGAGGGGUUUGAGUCUCCAGAGAAUAAAUCUGAUAUUUUUGAGGCCCAGGAAGCAGAAUGUGGGGUCUUGGAAACCAUGAAGGGGAAAGAAGCUGGUGAAAGUCUUCAAGAGGCCAGCCUGACUAAGGCACGGGUGGCCAGUGGGGCAGGGGCUGGGGGACCCAGGCCCUCGGGGGCCUCUUCCCCAGAGGAGCCUGAAGAGGACAGGAGGCUGCCGGGCAGCCAGGCACCACCUGCCCUGGUCAGCUCCAGCCAGUCCCUGCUGGAAUGGUGCCAACAGGUCACCAAUGGCUACCGUGGUGUCUGCAUCACCAAUUUCACCACAUCCUGGCGCAACGGCCUGGCCUUCUGUGCUAUUUUACAUCGAUUCUACCCAGAUAAGAUCGACUAUUUCUCUCUUGACCCCCACGACAUCAAACAGAACAACAAACAGGCUUUUGAUGGCUUCGCUGCCCUAGGCGUGUCUCGCUUGCUGGAACCAGCGGACAUGGUGCUUCUGUCCGUACCUGACAAGCUCAUCGUCAUGACGUACCUGUGCCAGAUCCGAGCUUUCUGUACUGGGCAAGAGCUGCAGCUGGUGCAACUGGAGGGCGGUGGUGGCUCUGGCACUUACCGUGUGGGCAACGCCCAGCCGAGCCUGGCCGACGGCCUGAACGCAGGCGACCUGGCACAGCGUCUACGGGAGCAUGGGGCUGAAGCGCCCACAGAGCCCAAGGAGGCUGUGAACCGCGGGACUGGGGCGGUACCCAAGGUGGCCUCUAGGGACACGGACCUGGGCUGCACCUCCAAGGAUGGGGAGACUGAGGCAACCCAGGACGCAAGCUCCCCAGGGGCACCCUCCGAUGGCCCCAGAGCCCGGUCAUCCACGUCCCCCGUGGCCCCCACAGAGGGGCUGGUAAACGGAGUUGGGGCGCCGGGUGUUACAAGUGGUGUGAGACUGAGACGGUCCUCGGUCAAUGGAGAGACCGGGCCGGUACCCCCACCCCGAUCACAUGGCUCUUUCUCCCACGUGCGUGACGCUGAUUUGCUAAAGAAGAGGCGAUCCAGGCUACGGAAUAGCAACUCCUUCUCUGUGGAUGACCCGGACUCUGGAGCUGCAGUCGGCGCGGGACCUGCAGGAGUUGGGGCUGUGGAAGGCCCAAGCCCUGACUCCAGCCUUGACUCAGGCCCACGCACAGCCGCAGCCCCGCAGCAGCCUUCUGGUGGGAGCCCUCCUUCAGAGGAGUCACCCCCUAGUCCAGGGGACGAGGCUGGCCUGCAACGCUUCCAGGACACAAGUCAGUACGUGUGUGCAGAGCUCCAGGCCCUGGAGCAGGAGCAGAGGCAGAUAGAUGGGCGGGCCGCUGAGGUGGAGAAACAGCUGAGGAGCCUUAUGGAAUCAGGUGCCAACAGGCUGCAGGAGGAGGUGCUGAUCGAGGAGUGGUUCACCCUGGUCAACAAGAAGAACGCACUCAUCCGGAGGCAGGACCAGCUGCAGCUGCUCAUCGAGGAACAGGACUUGGAGCGGAGGUUUGAACUGCUGAGCCGGGAGCUGCGGGCCAUGAUGGCCAUUGAAGAGUGGCAGAAAACCGUGGCGCAGCAGCACCGAGAGCAGCUCCUGUUGGAGGAGCUAGUGUCGCUGGUCAAUCAGAGGGAUGAGCUGGUCCGGGACCUGGACCAGAAGGAGCGAAUUGCUCUAGAGGAAGAUGAGCGCCUGGAACGCGGCCUGGAGCAGCGACGUCGCAAGGUGAGCCGGCAGCUGAGCAGGCGGGAACGCUGCAUGCUGAGCUGAACCUCCUGCCUGGUUCUCGCCCUUCUUUUCUCUGGUCAUGGACCCUUCCUCGCCAGUCCCCAAGCCUGCACAGCGGAGGACAGAGCCCUCAUACUCCUUCAGCCGACAGAAGCAUGGCGGACUGGACCCGCGGACUGGAGCAGUCGAGCCCGCCCGGCAGUAUUUAUUUAUCGAGUGUGUGUGAAUGUUUUGGUGGUGGCCAGGAUUCCAGGGCGCUGCACAGAACUCUUCCCCUGUCUACAGAGCGGAGCCUGCCUGCCACCUACAUCCUUCCCUUUGUGUCUGGAGCAAUAAAGUUGGAGCGCCUGCCCUUUCUCAGGA